This is a messenger RNA of Parastagonospora nodorum SN15, 582 nucleotides long. RefSeq lists its product as hypothetical. The transcript has 2 exons. The record is from RefSeq and is a predicted model, not a curated record. The coding region runs from base 1 to 582 and encodes 193 amino acids. NCBI's taxonomy places the organism in Eukaryota, Fungi, Ascomycota, Dothideomycetes, Pleosporales, Phaeosphaeriaceae.
AUGGAUCCCAUGCAGCCCCCUAAAUUGCCACAUCCCGGCAUCUACCUCUUCCCGCUCAUUAACGAACUUGUCAACAUUGCGAGCGAGAGCAAUCCCCAACUCAGGCAAUACAAAGACUACAUCGUCAGCAUCAUGCCUCUGAGUGACGUGGAGAAGAUCGAAAUUCGCAAGUUGCUGACGAAGAACCGUAUCACACCUUUGGAAUCGCUGGGUACGAUUCGCGAUUGCCAGCAUGGACGAAGCUGGGAAUGGGAUGAGGGUAAUGAUGAUCACAUGCUGAAGGUGAUUAGGGAGCAGUACAAAAUGGAUUGGACGGUUCUUGCUGAUUUCUUGUUCAUUGGCAAGCGAGCUAGUCAGUGCAAGGCGCGGUACAUGAGGGUCUUGGUGGGGAACCGGGAGUGGUUAGAGGAAAAUGGGGAAUGGCUUCAGGAAGUUGAGGAGCGGGCGAAGAGAGCCGAGUUGCAAAACGGUGGGAAAGAGGAGACAGCAAAGAAACCGCAAAGGAGCAAACGAGGCAAGGCGAAGAAGUCAGAUGAAGCAGAUGAUGAUGAUGAGGAUGUAGAAGAUGGUGAUGGUCAGUGA